Molecule: messenger RNA, 1668 nt
Organism: Rotaria socialis
Lineage: Eukaryota; Metazoa; Rotifera; Eurotatoria; Philodinida; Philodinidae
Source: the annotation of a GenBank genome assembly
AUGGAUGAUCUUAAACUGUAUGCGAACUCACCUGACAGUCUUACUAAGCAGAUCGAAGUCGUAGCAUCAAUUUCAAAGGACAUUAACAUGAAAUUGAAUGUCAAUAAAUGUGCUGAAACACACUUUAUACCAAAGCGUCUGAAAAAUGCACAGGUAACAGUAGCUGCAACUAAAUCUAACGACAGAAGCAUAUGUUUCCCGAUGUUAGAUGGCGAAGCUGUCUACAAGUAUCUGGGCAUUGAACAGAAAGUUAGGUUAAAGGAGCCUGUAGCAUGGGAUCGUGCGUACGGCAGGUGUUAUGAAAUAGCACGUAAGUUAUGGGAUUCCGAUCUUACUUUCAGGCAGAAAGUGAACUCCUAUAACUCCACUAUCAUACCAGUAUUCAGGUAUAUAGCAAGUUGCGUGGCUAAAGGUAGUGGAAAAUACGCAAGUGUCUUAAAACGAGGAACACGUCUAGAUAAGAAGUUUCGCAAGCUACUUGUAAAACUGAAAUCUAGAUAUAAAUGCAGUUGUGUCGCAAGAUUGUACCUGACAACUGACAUGGGAGGAUAUGGUCUCAAAUCGAUUAAGAAUGCCAUAGAGGAAUCCACCAUAUAUUUAUGGGCGUAUCUCUGUACGAAAGCAGAAUUAAAAGGCUCAUUAAAUCUGUUUGUCACCAUGGCUAACCGGGAGAAACGAUGUGUAGUAAGUGAUGCGAGGAGCAUUUUAAAAGCUUAUGACAUAGACUAUCAGUUAGAGGAAGAACGUUCCACUGUCGUCAUAGAUGGUGCUUCCUUUAACGACGCAAGAGCAUUAGCUAGACACGUGGUCGAACUGAUGCGUACUGUCAAUAACACCAGAUGGUAUCAAACUUGGAAGAAGUUAGAGUUAGCCGGGCGUGUUCUACACCCGAAAGCUAACAUGGAUUUGAUAGAAUCCUUUACUUGGCUCAAGGAAGGGAAACUAUCAUCGGUAGCGGUUAGAAACGCAAUAGCAGCUCAAGAAGGAUGCUUAAUAACGCGCACGCAUCCUUCACAAGUACAUUCGAGCGAUAAGAGUUGUAGAGCGUGUAGAUCUGCCCUCGAAACAGUCGAACAUGUCCUGCCCGGCUGUCCGAAGUGGCUGCCAAAUCUAUACGUUGACCGGCAUGACUCAGUUGCUAGAAGCAUUCACUAUAGAAUAUGUCGAAAAUUCGGUCUCACCCCGCCGCACUACUCGCAGAAAGUGGAAUCGGUUCUAGAGAAUGAUAGUAUUAAGCUGUAUUGGAAUCAACCAGUACAAAUCAAAGCGCUCAUUCGCGAUAACAAACCAGAUAUAAUAGUCUUCAAUAAGCCAAAUAAAACAGCCUUAAUUAUAGAGGUUGCGGUAUCAUGGUUUACUGGUAUCGAGAGACAGAUACAGAUAAAAACGAGUCGCUAUUGCGUCAAUGGUAACUGGGAACACGAUAUGAAACUACCCUACCCGCUGGGCGAUAAUUUACAACGUGAAUUACAAACGUCGGACUGGAAAGUGACAUUCUUACCAGUUGUUAUUGGCACGGUAGGCGAAGUGCUUUCGAACCUAAAAGGAGAUCUAGGGGAAAAAAUUGGCUUAGACGCAAAAGCAGCAGCCGACUGUCUUGAGAGAAUGCGGCGCAGUGCAGUUCUUGGUACCAGCCGGAUCAUCAAGAAUCAUCUUGCUGGAGAAUAA